AAGUAAAGAUCAGGAAAUAAUUGAGGAAAUAAAAAUCAGUGCUUCUAACUGAGCACAUGGUGGCAGUAGAACACAAUGUCACACCACAAACUGCUUUAGGACUUAAAGGAUGGUAACCACCCACCAUCAAGGUUUCGGGAAUCCACAUCUCGAUUCUUUUUCUAAUCUUAUUUUACUACAGAAUUUGCCACAGGUCUUGGGAGGCACCGUCUAAUCUUGGAUAGCUACAGCACCAUUCACCUUCUUGACAAAACAAGAAUCUAGAAAGAAGAUGUGGACUCAAUCAAGAUGGGAUUCACAUGGUGAAGAAAUGGUGACAGACAACGACACAAAGAAACCAUGUAAUUGGUUCUACCUGGAUGAAUUGGGUACUUGGCACAUGUUUCCGAAUGAUCACAUGGGAGAAGGCUUUCUGACCAGUAAAGACAUUGAAAAAUAUUACACAAGUAAUCCAGAAGGUGUAUUACAGAUAUCAACAUCCAGAGGCAUAAACAAGCUGGAUUUUGCUGAGAUGAUGCUGACCGACGUCAAAACAGGAAAGCAGAGGCAAAUCAAACGAUCCCAUGAAAUUUGCCUAACAGAGUCUAGCAGAAGAUGCUGUUUGGAUAAAGGCAGUUCAAUGCCGUCACGUUGGGAAGUGAUGGACCCCAAACUUCCCUAUCAGAUCUUCUGCCUGAGGAGAGAGACAGAUGAGUAUAACCAUGUGGCAGACUUCAUAAAGAAAGAAGGGGAACUAGACCGACAGAUCAAAUCCAUCUGUAGAAUUCAGAACUUGGACCUCUGGGAAUUUUACUGUCGGAAAAAGACACAAUUGGGAAGGAUUCAAGGCACAACAAGUGUCAAGGAGAUGAAACUGUUUCAUGGGACAAAAGUCAGCAACAUACACACAAUCUGUACAUACAACUUUGACUGCAGGUUGGCUGGUAGCAAUGGUCAUAGUUAUGGGAAAGGAACCUACUUUGCGAGAUUUGCCUCAUAUGCAGAUAAAUUCAGUUUCUUCAACUCUGAUCCAGUACCUCUGUUUGGUGAGGCACCACAUGGCUAUUGGGGCCAAAGGACCAAAAUAAUGUUUCUGGCUCGGGUGAUAGUCGGUAAAUCAACAGCUGGAGAUUCCACAUUUCUCAAACCUGACCACAACAGUGCUAUCAACUUCCAUGACAGUUGUGUGGACAAUUUAAUGUACCCCAGAAUCUUUGUCAUAUUUGAUCCUUGUCAGAUUUAUCCAGAGUACCUAAUUCAGUACUAUUGAAAUAAAGUCGGAUACCUACUUUGAU
This is a messenger RNA of Esox lucius (northern pike), 1274 nucleotides long. Its product is annotated as poly [ADP-ribose] polymerase 11-like. The record is from RefSeq and is a predicted model, not a curated record. Gene Ontology annotation, molecular function: NAD+ poly-ADP-ribosyltransferase activity. Lineage: Eukaryota; Metazoa; Chordata; Actinopteri; Esociformes; Esocidae. The coding region runs from base 272 to 1249 and encodes 325 amino acids. The transcript has 8 exons.